Molecule: messenger RNA, 2343 nt
Organism: Daldinia caldariorum
Lineage: Eukaryota; Fungi; Ascomycota; Sordariomycetes; Xylariales; Hypoxylaceae
Exons: 1
Coding region: 458-2161 (567 amino acids)
Source: RefSeq, a predicted model, not a curated record
AAGGUAACCCUGCAAAACGAAGAACUGACCGCCGCCAUAGGUACAAUACCUUAAGAGGCUCUAUCUUAGGUUAGGUACUCUCGUGAAUUUAAUAUCACUACCUUAAAUAUCCCUUCUUAAGACCAUAAAAAGUGGAGCUUCUCUCACUUAGCGCCGGUAAAGAGCAUAACUACCUGCCUUUACGACAAACGUAUAAUGUACCUGGUAUAUUAGUAUAUAUCCUUAAGGGUAUCAUCUUUUAGAGCAUAGGUCUUGUGGCUUGUUACCCUGACCGCCGUGUCUGGUCCCAGAUCCUUGGGUGCCCAACGUCCGUCCCCUUGUGGCUGCGCCGUACCCGAUAAAUUCAACAUGGCUUGAAGCUGCACUGACGUGUUCCCUUUCAAGAUUCCCCUGAUCAUAAAUACUGUAUAGGUAGCUGUCGGCCGACGUUCCCAAGGCGAAGACUCACAGGAAGGUCAUGCACCAGGGAAGAAUAUGCCAGUGGUUUGGGUUGGCGAGCUGUACCCAUAACAAAACGUUCCUCGAUCUCCCGGCACCGGUCCGUCGGCGAAUCUAUGAUUAUGCAGGUCUCUUCAGUGGUGAAUCCAUAUAUCUAUACUCACUCGCUCGACGCCAUGAUGAGCUCGAGGACAUACAUCAUGAGGCCUACACCUUAAAAAAUGACGCUUGCGAUUGGUGUAAUAGGCUUCAUUUUACAUUCCGACUCCUUCAGACUUGUAGGGCUAUCUACGCUGAAGUUAGCGCCGUGGUCUACUCUGAAAACCGCGUGCUUGUUCCCUACGAUGAUAUGGAUGAGGGCCUCCGCAUUCUCAGCAACAUUACCCCCUACGCUUGCAGUAAGCUGACCAACUUAUACGUACAACUCGACCUGCCCGAAGGCUACUGCCCUCGAAGCUAUAUCUUGGAGGGUAUAAAGGUCGAACCUAUACUGAAAAGUCGCAUUGCUGCAUGGAAACGAGCAGCAGAGCAUGUUCUUGCGCACUCGGAUCCGCAGAAGCUUAGGCUACAUCUUUCCUGUGAAAUAUAUUCGCAAACGAGUAUCAUCCCUGACGUGCUAGCACCUCUUUUCAAUGCACCUGGCAGUCUUCGCGACUGCGCAAUGAGUCUUGGUGGGGACAAAUACAACCUUUAUUCUAUGGCCCGACAAGCCGCCAUCACGGCGUCGUACAAAUCCCCUACUGUUCCAGAUUCGCCUUUUCGAUUUCUCGAUCUUCCCCAGGAGCUCAAGCAGGCAAUCCUCAAAUACACGGAUCUGGUCACCCCUAGUAAGGAAGUCCGGUGGGCUCUACAGCGUGGUUUUUACUACGAGUACCCUCUUGAUAACUUGUCUAAGGACCACUACUGCAGCGAUGUAUUUCGAGCUUGUGCAGAUAACCACAACGAGCUUGGUGCUUUUUGCAUGCGCAAGCCUUCCUGUUACUCUUCCCGCUGCCGAUGCUGGCGUCCGCCGCAAGCCUUGUUCCUAGUUAAUCGGGCCGUGUACGAAACUGCUCGGGUUAUUUUCUACUCGCAAAACCGUGUCGUUAUCAUGCCAAUCGUGGGGCUUUGGACGAGCCGCUCACCUCUCUUGGCUGGGCUCGAAACCUCCACAUUCAUCACAAAAUCUCUGAGACCGGAUACACUAUCUCACCUUCGUUAUUUUGAGUUAGUAUGCCCGCCGUUUGGGAAGGAUGACCCCUCGAAAUCAUCCGAUGCCGUGCCGCAUGUUCAUUGGCAGCAUACUAUCGACUACCUUAAGACACACGCAAACCUUUCCGUCCUAACAAUAGCGAUAUACAUGACCCGUUAUGAGCUACCGAGGUAUGGCAGAAUAACUAGUAUAAACAACCAACUAUUCAACCAAGAAAUAUUUAUAGAGAACGUUUUAGCCAUGGGUAGAGAUAAAGAUCUGACGCUAGGAACCUAUUUGGAUAUUGUGCUGCCCUUCCAAUCACUGACACAUUUGAAGCGAUUUUUUGUUUUCAUCGAGUGGGCAGGAAGACAUGGCUUCAGCAGUGUCCAAGUGGAACGGGAUAUCAAUUGCCAUCUGUCGGAGGCGGAAACGUGGCUCGAGCAGAAGGUGAUGGGUAGUGAGUAUGACAGCAGAGCACUAGGAAAGAUGACUGUUAGACCUAGCCAGUGGCUCCAGACGUUCAAUUUAUACUACCAAGCGCCAUACUAGAUUGCUAUACCCAAGUAUAUUUGGCGGGGGCAAGUUUGAUGAAAACAUUCGGAGGAGGGUUCCCACGCAAGAUCAGUUGAACAUACAACUUAGAAAAUAGUUACGAGUUAUAAUGUAUUUGAUAAAAUAUGACUAGCUGAUAAUUUCAAAACGAGAAUACUUUUAAUAAUAUUAAUGUACGG